AUGCCUGCGACUCCGAUCUCACCAUCUCGACAAAACAGCUGGCCUGUCCCUGGCUCCAAGCUUACAGAAGAAACACAUAUUCAUGCUCCUCGGUCUUUAUAUCAUCCAGACUUUCUUGCUGUCCUCCAGUACCUCGGGCAGAAUUUGCAUCCUCUUGUCAGCUGCAAAACUGCCCAAAUACCUCCAGAUUUUCCUCAGACUAUGCUUUCAUACCACCUACUCACAAACUGUCAACUCGAUAAACUUGCACAAGACUUUCAUCAAAUCUCUCCUCCCGUACCAGAAACAUUCAUGUACCCAGCUCCAAUCCAACAGCCAUGGGUCGGUACCGAGGCUGAGGAUGUUGAUCUUGAGACCAAGCGCCGCCGUUUUGGACGCUUUAUCGGGCUGCGCGGCUGUGAUUCUCCACCGCCAUUCGUGGAGCCAUUCCAGAUUGAUUUUGGGACAACAGCACCGAUCACAUCUGAUGAGUCUGUAACAGAUACUAUUACCCAAGGUAUGGAAGACGAGAGUGUAUGGGAGAUGAUGUUACUUAUGGAAAGAGAGUGGCAGGCGGCUCUGGCACAAGCGCAAGCUGAGCAGUACCACUCCUUUGGGUGGAAGUGA
Messenger RNA from Penicillium pulvis, 606 nucleotides. RefSeq lists its product as uncharacterized. NCBI's taxonomy places the organism in Eukaryota, Fungi, Ascomycota, Eurotiomycetes, Eurotiales, Aspergillaceae. The transcript has a single exon. The record is from RefSeq and is a predicted model, not a curated record. Bases 1 to 606 code for a protein of 201 amino acids.